Molecule: messenger RNA, 3162 nt
Organism: Sphaeramia orbicularis (orbiculate cardinalfish)
Lineage: Eukaryota; Metazoa; Chordata; Actinopteri; Kurtiformes; Apogonidae
Gene: nfatc2a
Product: nuclear factor of activated T cells 2a
Biological process (GO): regulation of transcription by RNA polymerase II; cytokine production; calcineurin-NFAT signaling cascade
Cellular component (GO): transcription regulator complex
Molecular function (GO): transcription factor binding; DNA-binding transcription factor activity, RNA polymerase II-specific; RNA polymerase II cis-regulatory region sequence-specific DNA binding
Source: RefSeq, a predicted model, not a curated record
CGUGGCGCAUCAACAAACAGAGAGGCGUGAUCUAAACUCGGAGAUGAAGUCAAAAAUUCUGCGUUCAAUGUGAAAAUAGACCCGCCUUCAUCUGAAAAUAACCGCGGUGAGCUCGAACAGGAAACUUGUGCGCUCCAGCCCUUCGCAGCUUCACCGAUGCAUCAUUUGACACUUGAACAGGUUCCCUAAAUCCACAUCAGCGCCGCCAACACCUCAGCCAACCGUCUCUGUCCCUUCGUCUGGAGCCGUUAGGGUGACAAAAGAUUAGACCGAUGACCUCCUUUUACAACGAUAAAGACUUGGAGGAAGAGCUCAGUCGAGUCAACUGUUCUGAUGAGGAUUUGCAGUUUGAGUACUUGUUUGAGUAUGAGCCACCUUGCAACGACUUUGCUGUGGGAAAUCAAGAUGACCCAAACCUUGAACCACACAAAGUCCUCAGUGCUGAGUCGGCACAGCCUUUCCCUCUGGAGGAAACUUCCCCUUACGGCAUCAAGUCCUGCAGUCCCCCCUACAGUGAACACAACACUGAGGUUCUCUCAGGAUACGAGCACCAGGAGGCCAGAGGCUACCUGGACAGUACCCGGCCCACAGGUCUGGCCCUGAGCCCACGGAUUGAAAUCACCCCCUCACGUGAGCACUACAGCCAUGGCCGUGACUCCCUGCACAACCACCACCAGAACCUUAGCCCCAGACCCACUCUCACUGUGCCCGGCCAUGACAACCUUGCCUACCGUGAACCACAGUGCCUGAGUCCGGCCAGCAGCAACUCAUCCACCAGCUGGCACUCGGAGAGCUACUCACCCUGGGCGUCUCCUUGUGUGUCCCCCAGCAGUGGACAGAACCCCGGUGACCUUUGCCCUCGCUUACAGAACAUCCACACUGGCUCCCCUCGCACCUCUCCGGGCACCUCUCCCCGCACCAGCCUAGCAGAGGACGGCUGCCUUGGAGCCCGUUCACCCUCCCCCAGGCCCGGCUCCCGCUCCACAUCCCCUCAGGGCAAACGCACCUACGACAUGUACAGGAAUCCAGGGCUCGUCCCAGGGCAUCGCUCCCGUAGUCCUUCACCCCACAGCAGCCAUGAAGAUCACAACAUAAUAGGCGCCCACUAUACCCACACCAGCCUGGCUGAUGCUAUGAAUGGUUUUGGCACCGGGCAGCCUGGACUGGUGCCCACCAAAAUAGUCAAAACAUCCAACCAGGUUUACACUCUGUACCCAGAGAACAACAGAGAACCAAACUACCUGGUACCAUGUGACCAGGACAUAACCAAAGCUCCUGCAGAGCCUUUCUUUGUCAUCCCUCCAAUCUGGUCCAAGCCGCUCGUUUCCAGCAUUUGCAGCAUCCCUGUGGCGUCUCUCCCUCCGCUAGAAUGGCCGAUACCCAGUCGAACAGACCAGUAUGAGCUCCACAUUGAAGUGCAGCCGAAGCCACAUCACAGAGCUCACUAUGAGACAGAGGGGAGCAGGGGUGCAGUCAAAGCCCCCACAGGAGGACAUCCUGUUGUGCAGUUACAUGGCUACAGAGGCAAGGAGCCACUCGGCCUGCAGAUAUUCAUCGGUACGGCAGAUGAGCGCAUCCUAAAACCCCAUGCCUUCUAUCAAGUCCAUCGCAUCACUGGCAAAACAGUCACAACCACCAGCUAUGAGAAGAUUAUCCACGGCACCAAAGUCCUGGAGAUCCCACUAGAGCCAAAGAACAACAUGAAAGCAAUAAUUGACUGUGCUGGGAUCCUGAAGCUGAGGAACGCUGACAUUGAGCUGAGAAAGGGCGAGACAGAUGUGGGCCGGAAAAACACUCGAGUCCGUCUAGUGUUUCGUGUGCAUAUACCUCAGCCUGGAGGACAGCACGUCUCUCUCCAAGUGGCCUCACAUCCCAUUGAAUGCUCCCAGCGUUCAGCUCAUGAGCUUCCCAUGGUGGAGAAGCAGGACAUGGACAGCUGCUCUGUGCUCGGAGGCCAGCAGAUGAUCCUGACUGGGCAGAACUUCAGCUCCGAUUCGAAGGUCAUUUUUAUGGAGAAAACUCAGGAUGGACAGAUAUGGGAGAUGGAAGCAACAGUGGACAAAGACAAAAGUCAGCCUAACAUGCUGUUUGUGGAGGUGCCGUCCUUCAAGGAUACAUCCAUCUGUCACCCGGUCAAAGUCAACUUCUAUGUUAUUAAUGGCAAAAGGAAGCGCAGCCAGCCGCAACAUUUCACCUACACACCACUGGCAUCUCCAUCCAUUAAGACAGAGCCAAUAGAUGAGUAUGAGGCUGAUCAUAUGGGGUUGGCCAUGCCUCAGAUCCUGGGUAUAUCCCCUCAUUCAUACUACAGUAACCCGCGCAGCAUCCUCCACCCAGACAACGGCCUGGUGCCAGGUAUGGCCUCCUGCCAGCAGGCCCGUCUCAGCUCUAGCCUCCCAAACCAGGACGGACGCUUCCAGCAGCAAAGCCCCGCAAUCAUUUACUCUCGUGGGGGAAAGAGUCUGAGCGGCAGCCCUGGCCUUUAUCAGCAGACCGGAGGGAUGAUGCCUGACCCCCAUCGGUCCGUCCUGGUCCACACUGGUUCCCCGGCUCACUCUGUAGGACAACACCCCUCUAUCAUCCAGUUCUCCCCGACUAAUCACCAUCUACUUCGGGCAGUAGACCCUCAAACUCUCACUGCUCCUCAGCCUGACAACCAGCAGAUUAUCUACUGUGACGGCUACUCCCCACAGGCGGCCGCCACCCACUCUCCCACACCCCCACAGGCUCAGACGGCAGCGACACACACCCAGCACUAUCCCACCGUGAUACAGCAGCAGAAUUAUGUCCAGAAGGGACAGCAGAAAGGCCGGGCUCCUCCCGGUCCCGGGCAGAUGGACACACCAGGAGAUGGACAGAGGAGGGUGACGGUCAAGGAGGAGAAUCUGGACCAGGCUUACCUAGAUGAUGUUAAUGAGAUCAUAAGAAAAGACCUGACAGGCGUCCAGGCCAGAGGGCAGACAUAGAGGAGGGUCCUCAGCAGGAAAUGACAACAUAUCAAACACAAACACACAACCUUCCAGUGUGGUGACGCACUUCCAACAGCAUUCAUACCUUAUUUUCCACAUUCUGUUCACCUGUUUCAUUUGGCAAAAAAAAAGAACUAAUUUAACCCAUAACUGAUAACGUCCUGCAGGUUUCACACCGACCAAUAAGAAUCAA